Molecule: messenger RNA, 750 nt
Organism: Loa loa (African eye worm)
Lineage: Eukaryota; Metazoa; Nematoda; Chromadorea; Rhabditida; Onchocercidae
Exons: 4
Coding region: 1-423 (140 amino acids)
Cellular component (GO): mitochondrial matrix
Molecular function (GO): protein-folding chaperone binding; metal ion binding; ATP binding
Source: RefSeq, a predicted model, not a curated record
AUGUGUUUAAACUGGGUUUACGAUGAGAAAAUUUCUGAACGCGUGAUCCGGCGUGCUGAUCCGUGUGCUUUCACAAAAGAGGACUUAAUGGCAUCGAUGUCAGUAGCAAGGAAAGCUCUUGGUGACUUGAUAAAAGCAUUCAAGCCAUUAGCAGAUAGAGUAUUGGUGGAGCGGUUUGCAGCAGAGACGAAAACCAAAGGUGGUAUUAUGAUUCCGGAUAAAGCUCAGGGAAAAGUAUUGGAAGCAACGGUACUUUCUACUGGACCAGGUGGACGCGAUAGUAAGGGAAAUUUGAUCCCAAUGACUGUUCGGGCAGGCGACCAUGUUUUGCUUCCUGAAUACGGCGGCACAAAAGUUGUUGUUGACGAGAAAGAGUACCACAUAUUUCGAGAAGCAGAUAUUCUUGGAAAAUUCGACCAAUAAAUAUUGACAUGGGUUUUAAAUAUGCGAUUGAUAUGUUCUUUUUGUAUUUCUAACGAGUCGCCAUACUUCUCCCGUAAAAUGAACUCAUUUCAACUGUAAAUACGAUAUUAAGUAGGGAAUUUUUUGAAUCAGGAUCUUAAAUACUCCUCUUAAUGCUUGUGCUGGGAUUCAGGAUAUCUCUACAGUAGGAAAUCAUUAGAGAGAUGGGAUUCGACGGUCUACUCGGGUGGUUUGUGUUCCUGUAGUCCAUGUUUAUGUAGCUCUAUGUUACUUCAUUACAGUUGCUUUUGUUAAAUCCAUUUCCGAAUAAAAAAUUAACUACUGGUA